This is a messenger RNA of Paramacrobiotus metropolitanus, 2331 nucleotides long. RefSeq lists its product as uncharacterized. The coding region runs from base 285 to 2162 and encodes 625 amino acids. Lineage: Eukaryota; Metazoa; Tardigrada; Eutardigrada; Parachela; Macrobiotidae. The transcript has 8 exons. The record is from RefSeq and is a predicted model, not a curated record.
CGGUGCCAACGUCGUAAUCACUUUGGGAAAUCAGCCGUAGUGCUACAUGCCAAUUUGUCAUCAGUUGGAACUCGGAACUACAGUACUGUUUUAAAACCAGUUAAUAAAGACUCUGGAGCAGUGGAAGUCACUUAUUUAAUUCUUUUAGUGGUGCGACAACCGGCAGAAUCGCUGCUAGCCACAAAAGAUUAAAGUAUACAGACAUUUGGUAAACGGAUGAUACAGUACCUAGACUCCAUUAGGUUGUGUUCACGGGCAACAUUUCCAUCGAAGCUGAUUUGAAAAUGUUGCACCAUUUUUUAACUUUAUUGAUCAUCUACGAACUGCAUGCCGCACGUGCACAGGAUGAAGUGUACGCUCGUCCGUGGAAGAUCCUCGGAAGCCGCGACCAGACGUUGCCGGUAUUCAAUGGAACCAAAAGGUCUCCAAAUGACGAAUCACUGAGUGGCAAUUCUUCUAACGGAACAUAUAUAACAGAACUGUGUAGCUCUGAUCGGCCGGUAAUACCGACAGCAGAUCAAGUUAGCCACCAACCAAUUUUCAUGCUAAAGGACGCCCGUUUUCGCGAAUGGGCGACCAUCAUAAGGAAAUUUGGGCUUCUGCAUGUGAUCGGCUAUUACGGAAUUCACCAGAUGGCCAUUUCCGGCGGUGAUCUGGCACCAGAAAAAAUCGAGCAGGCGUUAACUACCGCCUGGAAAGUGCCGAUUGAAGCCGCUGAAGCUGCUCUCCGAUCCCAAGAGUACUUUCUCCGUGGUGCCGAAUUCAAGAUACAAGCGUCAAUAUUAGAGUUGGACAAACACCGAUGGUUCUCGCAAAACGGAGAUCAUGUCGCUCGCGUUACAUAUACCAUAGUUCUGAUAAGCACGGAAGCAGACGUUCCCAGAACGCUGCAGCGAAUUCCUCUGAUUAGCGUCGAUCACUUAGCGGAAGAACUACGACACGAGAAUAUUACACUACAUGUCGGGCCUAUCUUUCGCGCCUGGUUGGCGGAUAUGACCAAUGCUUCCAGUGUCACGGAUAAGCUUAAGGAACUGCAGUCGGUUUUACCCAACACGGCCAGCAUGUGCUUUUAUUCUAUAAUAAACGCUGGGGCUGCGCUGCGAGAUGUCAGAACCGUGCAAAUUAUACCCGGACAACCGUUUAACGUAACAUACUAUUCCAGUGUUUCACGGCCGACGGAGGAUGCGGUCCCGCACUCCGGCUUAUCCGGAAAACGAAUAUUCAGACGAACGAUUCUGCCGUUUCUCAUCAAGAUCAACGGCAGUGUUCUUCCUACUUCGUAUGACCCAAAUCUGCGAACCCAUGCCGCACUGCAGACUCUUAGUGAAGGAAGCUAUGAUCUGGAAAAGAGCGAAACUCCGAUGCAGUAUAAACUCAACAAUCCCAUCCAUUUCCAGGACCUUCCCGGCAUAGCGGACGGAAUAGCCAAGGCCGUGCAAUCGCGGUUAGAGGGUUCAUCAAAAUUUGUUCUGCGAAAGGAGCUGAACAACCCCGACCUACUGGGAGAUAGAUUGUUUCUCGGAUGCACUACAGCCGGUCUGAGCGUGGACGGGAUGACGGUGUCGGCACAGUUGUAUGCCGGUAGAAUGAAGCCCGGCGAUGCUUUGUUCAUAUUGACGAUGCCGGUUGAUCCCACUUUACCGCUUUACAAACCGUUGUAUAACGCCGUGUACGGAAAGGCGAUCCAAAGCAGUCCUUACCCGGUUCGAGUAGUCGAUCCAGAUGAGGCAGAGGAUGAUGGCGGUUUGCCACCGAUGAUGGCACUGCCACCAAUUUCGAACCAUUAUCCGCUCGCAUUAAUCAUCGACGAAGUUGGCGAAGACCCUGAAAUCUUGAGUUCUACGGUUCUCGAUAAAGUAUUAGGAUUAGUCGUGGCGGCUUUCAACGAGGCAAAUCCACUGCAGUUAAACGAUAACCGCUUGAAUAUCACUCUGACACGGUAUGAAGGCGGAAAGACCAUGAACCAAGAUAUGGAAAAUGUUUUUACCUUUCAAUUUGCCAUCGUAAAGUCCGGAACGGAGAGCACAUGGAAUCUGUGGCAGCAACCGACCUUAAGCAUUUUGCGGAGUAUUAUUAUAAAGUUUAGGCAUCCAUGGCGUUUGGCAUCCUUUAGCGGUGCCGAUGAUGGAUACAGCCGUGCUCGUCUGAAUACAAUUUCCUAACAGCUGGCAAUUUGUAAAACCGGCGAGAUAGUACCGACGUUCUUAAUUAAAUUACCGGACUUGCAGUUGUGGUUGCAUCCCGGCAUUCACGGGAAAAUGUUUUCCGCUGAUAUUUAUUUUACUGUUUGCUCACUUCUGAAAGAGCAUCUGCGUAGCCUCAAGAAAAGCA